Molecule: messenger RNA, 1440 nt
Organism: Alternaria burnsii
Lineage: Eukaryota; Fungi; Ascomycota; Dothideomycetes; Pleosporales; Pleosporaceae
Exons: 5
Source: RefSeq, a predicted model, not a curated record
UACCUCUCUAGGCUGCAGUCCUCUUGGGAUCAACUACUCUAUUUGCACUGGUCCGCUUUUCUCAACAGCAGCAAAAAAUUGACAAAGAAACAAGAGUUCACGAACACUGCAACCAUGGGCCAAGUGCAACUCUAUUGUCCAUCCAAAAAGAAGACCGUCGACAAUUUUGUCUUCGGCGCAUUCCAGAAUCUCGACCAAGUUCUGCAAGGCGUGAGACUCGCGCUCGAUAUCAAGUACGCAGCACUCUACACUGUCGAGGCGAGACCCAUUUACGAACCCAGUGCACUCGAGGACGAUCAACGCAUAUUGGUGGCAGCAAGUGCGGAAGAGACGAUGUUGCCUGAUGCGCCUCCUGGAUGGGUUCUGUACCAUGGCGAAGAGGGCGACGAUGUCGACCCGGACACGGAAGGUUAUGGUCAAGAAUGGGAUACGCUGUCCGAUCAUGAAAAAUAUCUACACAUCACCAGUCUCAACGAGCAGAAGCCCGAGACCCGCAACAAGAUGCGCAUCACGCGCCCAUACAAGCCGCUUGAAGCAGAACUUGACUUCUUCGAAUACAAAGGUUCAUCAACCGUUGAGUUCACUGAGGAUGAUGCAUGUGUCGAGCGAUACUGGGGCAUCACUAUCAAGCAGUUCAUCCCCUUCUCCAUGAAAGCAGGACAUGGCCCAAACCUUAGCCAGAAGCUCACCUCACCGACCGCAUUUGCCAUCAUGAUCCUGUCUAGCUUCACACACGGUCAAUCUCGACUAGCUCUGGAGGUACUAGAGGAGGCCAUUGCGUUACGCACCCAAGACGAGCAAGGCGACAACAAGGAUCCCGUCUUGCAGACGCAGGAUGUACUCAACGCGAUUGCCAUUGUGUAUGAGCGGGCUGACCUUAUCCCAGCCAACCUGACAAAGAUAAAGAGCGCAAAGUCGAAGGAGCGUGAGAAGCGAAAGGCGGCUAGGGAGAAGAAGAAGUCUGCUGAGUGCAGGACGAAUGUCAGCAUGCACGCACACCUGAAAGCCCUACUUACCAUGGAGACGUCUCCAGACAAACCAACCACUAUGUCAGAACAGCAGCCCCUGCAGCCACGAGUAAAAAGCGUCUUAGACAAGAAUAUCUCUACCGUCUGGUUCACAUCCAAUCUCACCAAAAUCUCGCACAGCGAUCGCGAGACGUACGUCCGUAUGCUCCGCACUAAACUUGAGGAGAGCGUCAAAGAGAGGAAUUCACUAGAUCAACAAGCUGCUUUGGUCAUCUCCUUGGUGGAAGAGCCAGUCGAAGCUCUAAAGCAACAAGAUGAGCCAGACGAGGAGGAGUUGAAGCACGCGAAGAAGGUCUCGGACGAAACGAAACGAAGAAUUAUGAUUGACCGGUUGGUACACGAUGCUAAGCAUGAGGGUUUAGAGACGCUGCUUAGCAAGGCUGAGUACACCAUAUGGGGACAAGUAGAAUAG